AAUUCAUGUUAGCAGAAGUGAGAAGAUGUUCAAUUUCACAGAUGUGACAGAAUUUGUCCUUUUAGGCUUAACCAGCCGAAAAGAACUGCAAGUACUCUUAUUUGUCAUCUUUCUCAUUGUUUAUAUUGUCACCAUGGUGGGCAACAUUGGCAUGAUGAUAUUAAUUAAGAUCAGUCCACAACUUAGCAGCCCAAUGUAUUUUUUUCUAAACCAUUUGUCAUUUCUUGAUGUAUGGUUUUCUUCCAAUGUCACUCCUAAAAUGCUGGAGAACUUGUUGUCAAAAACAAAAACAAUCUCUUAUGCUGGCUGCUUGGUACAGUGCUUCUUCUUCAUUGCUCCUGUGCACGUGGAGAUCUUCAUUCUGGCUGUGAUGGCCUUUGACAGGUACAUGGCAAUUGGAAAGCCUCUGCUCUAUGGUAGCAAAAUGUCAAGGAUUGUCUGCAUUCGACUGAUUUUUUUCCCUUACAUAUAUGGGUUUCUGACUAGUCUGGCUGCAACAUUAUGGACUUAUGGCUUGUACUUCUGUGGGAAAACUGAGAUCAACCACUUCUACUGUGCAGAUCCACCCCUCAUCAAGAUGGCCUGUGCGGGGACCUUUGUGAAAGAAUAUACAAUGCUCUUCCUUGCAGGCAUUAACUUCACUUAUUCCUUGAUUGUUGUCAUCAUUUCCUAUCUGUUCAUUCUCAUUGCUAUUCUCAGAAUACGCUCAGCGGAAGGUAGGUGCAAGGCAUUUUCCACCUGUGGAUCUCACCUCACUGCAGUGGGCAUAUUUUAUGGUACUCUCAUCUUCAUGUACCUCAGAAGACCCACUGAGGAGUCAGUGGAGCAAGGAAAGAUGGUAGCUGUGUUCUAUACCACAGUGAUCCCCAUGUUGAAUCCUAUGAUCUACAGUCUGCGGAACAAGGAUGUCAAGGAAGCCAUGGACAAAGUGAUUAGCAAGAAGAUCUUAAUAAAAUAAACUAAAACUUCUAUUUUGGUUGUUAUUAUUUGUCAGGAAAAUGGUUACUAUUUCAAACAUAAGAAAAGGAACAUUAAGAGUAUGAGUAGAAAGAAAAAAUAAGUUACACAAAUGAGAGAAAAAUAAAGUGGAUUGGUACUUGCUGGUGAAUGCACUGAACAUUGAUUCCUAUGGGAAAAAAAAAUUGAAAUGGCACUAUGUGGAACUCUUAGAUUUACUAGCUUAAAUAUUAACUUGCUUACCCAGAACUGAAAUAUGUUCCUAUUUUUAUUUAAAUGUGUACCAGGUAAAUCUGUGAUUUUUUUUAUACAUUUAGAAGUUACUUUUGCAGGCAUAAAAUA
Messenger RNA from Meriones unguiculatus (Mongolian gerbil), 1299 nucleotides. Its product is annotated as olfactory receptor 5M3. Gene Ontology annotation, cellular component: membrane. The transcript has a single exon. The record is from RefSeq and is a predicted model, not a curated record. Gene Ontology annotation, biological process: sensory perception of smell; G protein-coupled receptor signaling pathway. The coding region runs from base 26 to 958 and encodes 310 amino acids. Gene Ontology annotation, molecular function: G protein-coupled receptor activity; odorant binding; olfactory receptor activity. Lineage: Eukaryota; Metazoa; Chordata; Mammalia; Rodentia; Muridae.